This is a messenger RNA of Plectropomus leopardus (leopard coralgrouper), 1151 nucleotides long. RefSeq names its product NSA2 ribosome biogenesis homolog (S. cerevisiae) (gene nsa2). The record is from RefSeq and is a predicted model, not a curated record. NCBI's taxonomy places the organism in Eukaryota, Metazoa, Chordata, Actinopteri, Perciformes, Serranidae.
GCGUCAGGAUGACGUACUUCCUCUAAGUAUCGGCUCCGGGGAAAACAACAUCGAAACGACCCCAGCCUCAAGCGAAAAACACCAAAUAUUGUGCGUCUUUACCAACUGUUACCAACUGCGACGCAUUCACCUUAACGCUUAACUCCAGCAACACAAAAUGCCCCAGAACGAGCACAUUGAGUUACACCGCAAGCGGCAUGGCUACCGCCUGGACCACCAUGAAAAGAAAAGGAAGAAGGAGAGCCGUGAGGCCCAUGAGCGGUCCCACAAAGCCAGGAAACUGAUUGGGUUGAAGGCCAAACUAUACCACAAACAGAGACAUGCGGAGAAGAUCCAGAUGAAGAAGACCAUCAAAAUGCAUGAACAGAGGAAGACCAAGCAGAAGAACGAUGAUAAGACCCCAGAGGGAGCAGUGCCGGCCUACCUGUUGGACAGAGAGGGACAGUCCCGUGCUAAGGUCCUCUCCAACAUGAUCAAACAGAAGAGAAAAGAGAAGGCUGGGAAAUGGGAGGUGCCGCUGCCAAAGGUGCGUGCCCAGGGAGAGACAGAAGUGCUCAAAGUCAUCAGAACUGGAAAGAGGCAAAAGAAAGCCUGGAAGAGAAUGGUCACCAAAGUUUGCUUCGUCGGCGACGGCUUCACCCGCAAACCUCCCAAAUAUGAGCGUUUCAUCAGACCUAUGGGUUUGCGUUUUAAGAAGGCUCACGUCACACAUCCAGAGCUGAAGGCCACUUUCUGCCUGCCCAUCCUCGGCGUGAAGAAGAACCCCUCCUCGCCGCUCUACACAUCUCUGGGAGUCAUCACAAAAGGAACGGUCGUCGAGGUCAAUGUCAGCGAGCUGGGAUUGGUUACACAAGGAGGAAAGGUUAUCUGGGGUAAAUAUGCCCAGGUGACAAAUAACCCAGAGAACGACGGCUGCAUUAACGCAGUGCUGCUGGUAUAAGACUCUUGACCUUUAAACAGACUGUGCCUGAUAACUCUAAAUAAUACAACAAAGAGCAAGAGGAUGCAACACAUCAAUGGGCUUCAAAUCACAAGACCGUCUGGAAGAUCACUGAUGCUGCACUUGGCAACUCAACAGUUUUUGUAACAGGAAGAAAAUGUGGUGAUUACUUUGUUAAAUGUGAUAUAAAUAAACUUGAUAUGACAUCAGA